AUGAGCUAUCCUCCGGGUUCUUUGCGCUCUUGUCACGAGGCUGAUGGUCGAAGUGACCGAUCAGGUGGUUCCGGAGGAACAGGCAGUGGUAGUGGUAAUAUUUACGGAAGUCUAUACGGAAGUACGUUCAGUGAUUGCAAAUGGCAUCAUCACCAACCACAGCUCCAACAACAAAUUCAAUCCCAAUCUCUUCCUCAACAACAACAACAACAACAAUUAUCCUCAACCUGGCAGAAAUGGGCUGCCAGUUUUGACGCUUUGUUAAGUGAUGGCGAGGGUGUUGCUCUCUUCAAGUCCUACCUUGUAUCCGAGGGCUGUGGAAAUCUUCUAGAUUUCUGGUUUGCUGUCCAGGGCUUCAGAAGUAAAGUCGACCCAUCAGAUCGAAAAAAAAUCCUCCAACUUAUCAAAGUCAUCUACCAGACCUAUAUUCGUGGUUCUACCAGUACGUCAACGGUUCCUCCUGGAUCUUCGUCAAAUGCUCGAAGUCGUAGAACACAUACUCCUGUCCGAUUACGUCCGGAAACUCGAAGAGCUAUUGCCGAUCGUCUAUCUCAUAAGAGCUCUCUCGAUCAAACUGUUUUUGACGAAGCUCAGACUGAGAUUGGUCAUCUUCUUCGCACCACGGCUUAUCAAGCUUUCCUUAAAUCCGACGCAUUCAUAAUGCACAUUCAAGAGGGCUCUAAAGCUCGCAUUCAGGGCAUUCCUGAAGAAGAUUUCCAUCGACAGUAUCUUCCAACAGUUGAAGAAGAUCGAGAAUUAGGUCAACAGCCUGCUUUGAAACCAGGGGGUUCUGUGACACCGGCGACAUACCACUACUUUUGUGGACCUCCUCCCCCAAUGAUCCAAACUCAACAAGCUCCCCCCUCUCAACAACAACAACAGUGCUCCUGUCAAAGCAGUGGCGCUAGUCCCUGGGGACUUUCGUAUUAUCCUCCCCCUACGCCCCGAACCUGUUAUCCCCCAGCUGCACCCUUGACACAGGAAAAUAUCCAAAUGACACGUUUCCAAAGGGCUGAAUUGCCGGUGCCACAGCACCUGUCAUGUUGUCCGCAUUGUCAAACGCCGUUUCAACAGCAGAAUCAACAACAAACUGUCCAACAGCAGCACCAGACACAAAUAGCCUCUUCUAGUAAUCCGCUUUCCCCGGUUCAGCACAAAUCCCUUGGUAGAAUAAGUUCCACUUCUGGUCCUCGAAAAUGGAUGGAUGCUAUUUGUCCCAAAUACGAGUACUGCUCACCGCCUUUACCUCCACAGGGGGGUUUUCCGCGGGCGCCUCCUAAUCCUUAUCAUGUCUCCUUCGCACCCGUGUCUAUGCAGGAAUCUGAGCAUCAUAGUCUAUCAAGUGGUGCCCACACUGAAGAAAGCCUCUCCCACACUGAUGGAACUUGUGAUGAUAUGCGUACACGGUUGCACCUGGCCUCCCUCCGCCACACCCCUCGAAUCUCUUCAAAUUACCCCAUCUUCGAGCCUCCAACAACUUCUCUUGCUGCAACCACCACAGCCAACCCUUCCAGCAGCGGAGUAUUCAACAGUCACAAACAUAAGCGAGGAAGUAGUUCCUCAAGACGUGUGACUGCUAAUUCAGGCUCUGUUGCUGCUACAACGAAUAAGUCUGUUGCCGCCGCUACCCUGAGGGAUCAGAAUUUGGCUGAACUAGAUCCAACUGGCUUUGCUAAAUUGCUGAAUGAACGCCUACAGCGUGUUGUGGAGGAUCAGGUUGCUAUGGAGAGGCUGGAACGAAUCAUGUCGGAGGUCGGAAAUGAAGAUGAACAGGGCGAAACAGGAGUAGAAGGGGUGGAGGGAGGUGAAACCCAAAAAAUCCCCGAAUCAGAUCUUGAAAAGGACACCACGACAACUGUGACGGCGACCACACAGAGUGUAACAGAGGUCCUGAGAGUUGAUACAGAGACUGAUACAGAACUCGCCAAAGUGAUGGAUAAUUUGAGUGUUGCGUCUACAAAUAGUAACUCUACCACCGCUACCACUACGGCAACCACUUCUAAGCCCUCUGUUCUCCAAAGACCUUGGGCUGAUCGACUGUUAGCUGCCGCCUGGGUACAGCAUGCUAAACAAGGUGAUAAUGCUCAGGUACGUCAUUUUCUCGCAUUCGAACUCUUGUGA
Messenger RNA from Rodentolepis nana, 2121 nucleotides. The record is from the annotation of a GenBank genome assembly. Lineage: Eukaryota; Metazoa; Platyhelminthes; Cestoda; Cyclophyllidea; Hymenolepididae.